Anolis carolinensis (green anole) is the source of this 6325-nucleotide messenger RNA. It is a transcript of the gene rptor, whose product is annotated as regulatory associated protein of MTOR complex 1. Gene Ontology annotation, biological process: positive regulation of cell growth; cellular response to amino acid stimulus; positive regulation of protein serine/threonine kinase activity. Lineage: Eukaryota; Metazoa; Chordata; Lepidosauria; Squamata; Anolidae. The record is from RefSeq and is a predicted model, not a curated record. The transcript has 36 exons. Gene Ontology annotation, cellular component: cytoplasm; TORC1 complex. Bases 6 to 4136 code for a protein of 1376 amino acids. Gene Ontology annotation, molecular function: protein binding; protein-macromolecule adaptor activity.
CGCUCAUGGAGUUAGAUAUGUUGCAGUCUCCCCUUCUGGGGCUUGGGGAGGAAGAUGAAUCAGACAUGACUGACUGGAAUCUGCCUUUGGCCUUCAUGAAGAAGCGGCACUGUGAGAAGAUUGAAGGGUCCAAGUCAUUGGCUCAGAGUUGGCGGAUGAAAGACCGGAUGAAGACCGUUAGUGUUGCCUUAGUAUUGUGCCUAAAUGUUGGCGUGGACCCUCCUGAUGUGGUGAAGACAACGCCAUGUGCUCGUCUUGAAUGUUGGAUAGAUCCUCUGUCAAUGGGGCCGCAGAAAGCUUUGGAAACAAUUGGUGCAAAUUUGCAGAAACAGUAUGAAAAUUGGCAACCAAGGGCCCGAUACAAACAGAGCCUUGAUCCUACAGUGGAUGAAGUUAAGAAGCUAUGUACAUCACUGCGUCGAAAUGCCAAGGAAGAGAGGGUCCUUUUCCACUACAAUGGACAUGGUGUCCCCAGGCCCACAGUAAAUGGAGAAAUCUGGGUGUUCAAUAAGAACUACACUCAAUACAUCCCAUUAUCCAUAUAUGACCUACAGACAUGGAUGGGCAGCCCCUCCAUUUUCGUGUAUGAUUGCUCCAAUGCUGGACUUAUUGUCAAAUCUUUCAAACAGUUUGCCUUGCAAAGGGAGCAGGAGCUGGAGGUGGCAGCAAUUAAUCCAAACCAUCCACUGGCUCAAAUGCCCUUGCCUCCUUCAAUGAAAAAUUGCAUUCAGCUGGCAGCUUGUGAAGCUAGUGAGUUGCUGCCAAUGAUCCCUGACCUACCAGCCGACCUGUUCACAUCCUGCCUUACUACACCAAUCAAGAUUGCACUGAGAUGGUUUUGCAUGCAGAAGAGUGUGAGACUCGUACCAGGAGUCACGUUGGAUUUAAUUGAAAAAAUUCCUGGGAGGCUGAAUGACAGGCGAACGCCUCUGGGAGAAUUGAAUUGGAUCUUUACAGCCAUUACAGAUACAAUUGCAUGGAAUGUCCUACCCAGAGACCUUUUCCAAAAGCUCUUCAGGCAGGAUCUGUUAGUGGCAAGCCUCUUUCGAAACUUCUUACUGGCGGAAAGGAUAAUGAGGUCUUACAACUGCACCCCAGUCAGCAGCCCUCGUUUACCUCCAACCUACAUGCAUGCCAUGUGGCAAGCUUGGGACCUUGCUGUGGAUAUUUGCCUUUCUCAAUUGCCUACUAUAAUUGAGGAAGGAACUGCAUUCAGGCACAGCCCAUUCUUUGCCGAACAGCUCACAGCAUUUCAGGUAUGGCUGACGAUGGGAGUAGAAAACCGCAAUCCGCCUGAACAGCUUCCCAUUGUCCUGCAGGUGCUGUUGAGUCAAGUGCAUCGGCUGCGAGCCCUUGAUUUACUGGGUCGAUUUUUGGAUCUGGGUCCUUGGGCUGUUAGCUUGGCAUUGUCUGUUGGCAUUUUCCCCUAUGUGUUAAAGCUACUUCAGAGUUCUGCUAGGGAGCUAAGACCUCUUCUGGUCUUCAUCUGGGCCAAAAUCCUUGCAGUGGACAGUUCAUGCCAAGCUGACCUUGUGAAAGACAAUGGCCACAAAUACUUCCUUUCUGUUUUGGCAGAUCCCUACAUGCCGGCUGAACACAGGACAAUGACAGCUUUCAUCCUGGCAGUGAUUGUUAACAACUACAAUACAGGGCAGGAAGCCUGUCUUCAAGGGAACCUUAUUGCCAUUUGUCUGGAGCAGCUAAAUGACCCACAUCCUCUUCUACGCCAGUGGGUAGCUAUUUGCUUAGGACGUAUCUGGCAAAAUUUUGACUCUGCCAGGUGGUGUGGAGUGAGAGACAGUGCCCAUGAAAAGCUCUACAGCCUUCUGUCUGACCCAAUCCCAGAGGUUCGCUGUGCUGCAGUCUUUGCCCUUGGUAGCUUUGUAGGCAAUUCAGCUGAGCGGACUGAUCACUCUACUACAAUUGAUCACAACGUUGCAAUGAUGCUGGCUCAGCUCAUCAAUGAUGGAAGUCCCAUGGUCCGAAAGGAGUUGGUGGUUGCAUUGAGUCACCUUGUAGUCCAGUAUGAAAGCAAUUUCUGCACUGUUGCCUUGCAGUUUAUGGAAGAAGAAAAGAAUUACACACUGCCUUCACCUGCUGCUCCAGAGGGUGGAAGCCUGACUCCAGUGAGGGACAGCCCCUGCACACCAAAACUCCGUUCUGUCAGCUCCUAUGGGAAUAUCCGAGCAGUCACCACAGCAAGGAACUUGAAUAAGUCUCUGCAGAAUCUCAGCUUGAAUGAAGAAACUGGAAGCUCUGUUGCAUUUUCUCCUGGGAACCUGAGCACCAGCAGCAGUGCCAGCAGCACCUUGGGCAGCCCUGAGAAUGAGGAGUAUAUCCUGUCCUUUGAGACCAUUGACAAGAUGAGAAGAGUCAGCUCCUACUCAUCACUGAAUUCCUUGAUAGGGGUUUCUUUCAACAGUGUUUACACACAGAUUUGGAGAGUCCUUUUGCACCUAGCUGCUGACCCAUACCCAGAUGUUUCAGACUUAGCUAUGAAAGUGCUCAACAGUAUUGCUUACAAGAUUAUGCAAGUGAAAGUAAAACUGGAUUGCAGAUUGAAGCCACAACGGCUGCCCAGUGCAGGUGAUCUAGUACAUGCAACUGUAAAUGCCCGUCCCCAGCGCAUCCUUGACACUGCAUCCCUAACACAGUCUGCCCCAGCCAGUCCAACAAAUAAAGGCAUGCACAUACACCAAGUGGGAGGGUCACCACCAACCACUAGCACCAGUAGCUCCAGUUUGACCAAUGAUGUGACAAAGCAGCCUGUCAGCCGGGAUAUCUCCUCUGUAAGACCUGCAAAUGUGGGUAAUGUGGGAGUGCAAUACACACCUCACUCCCACCAGUUUCCUAGAACAAGGAAAAUGUUUGACAAGGGUCCAGACCAGACAGCGGAUGAUGCUGAUGAUAAUGUCGGACACAAAAACUUCAUGUCAACAACAAUGCAAACAGGGUUUUGUGAUUGGAGUGCCAAGUACUUUGCGCAGCCAGUGAUGAAGAUUCCAGAAGAACAUGAUUUGGAGAGCCAGGUCCGAAAAGAGAGGGAGUGGAGGUUCUUGCGCAAUGCCCGAGUCAGGAAGCAGGCACAGAAAAUCAUCCAAAAAGGCAUUUCCCGACUAGAUGAUCAAAUCUUUCUGAACAGAAACCCCGGCAUGCCCUCAGUAGUCAAAUUUCACCCAUUUACCCCAUGUAUAGCAGUGGCUGAUAAAGACAGCAUCUGUUUUUGGGAUUGGGAAAAAGGGGAGAAGCUGGAUUAUUUUCACAAUGGAAACCCACGCUACACAAGGAUCACAUCCAUGGAAUACUUGAAUGGACAAGACUGCUCCCUGCUUUUAACAGCUACAGAUGAUGGUGCUAUAAGGGUGUGGAAAAACUUUGCUGACCUGGAGAAAAAUCCAGAGAUGGUAACCGCCUGGCAGGGCUUGUCAGACAUGCUGCCAACAACUCGUGGUCUGGCCCGAAGGGUUUCAAUCUAUCUUGACAGAAGUAAACAGGGAGGAGCAGGGAUGGUGGUAGACUGGGAACAAGAAACUGGCCUUCUCAUGACUUCAGGAGAUGUACGGAUUAUCCGAAUCUGGGAUACAGACCGAGAAAUGAAAGUGCAGGAUAUUCCCACAGGGGCUGACAGCUGUGUCACCAGCCUGUCCUGUGACUCUCAUCGGUCACUAAUUGUAGCAGGACUGGGUGAUGGCUCCAUUCGUGUUUAUGACAGGCGGAUGGCUCUCAGUGAAUGCCGUGUGAUGACCUACCGAGAGCAUACAGCCUGGGUAGUGAAAGCAUAUUUGCAGAAACAUCCUGAAGGCAACAUCAUGAGUGUCAGUGUAAAUGGAGAUGUCCGUUUCUUCGAUCCGAGAAUGCCAGAAUCAGUGAAGGUCCUUCAGAUAGUCAAAGGGCUGACAGCGCUGGAUAUUCAUCCACAAGCCAACCUAUUUGCUUGUGGCUCCAUGAAUCAGUUUACGGCAAUCUAUAAUGGGAAUGGUGAGCUGAUCAACAACAUCAAGUACUAUGAUGGAUUCAUGGGCCAGAGAGUGGGUGCCAUCAGCUGCUUAGCCUUCCACCCCCACUGGCCGCACCUGGCAGUCGGAAGCAAUGACUACUAUAUCUCAGUGUACUCGGUGGAGAAACGGAUCAGAUAACAGUGUGUGGAUGCUUUGUCAGAGCAGGACAUCUUCUGGCAGGCGGGACCAUGUCUCACUCAUGAUGUACAUAGUGAAAGCAUCGACUUGAAUGUUUUGUGUUGGCUGCUGCUGCUGCUGUGCAACCCCAUAACUUGAACACUUUUUGUCCUGAUUUAGCUACUGAUGAUUUUGAGUCAGAGAAGGAGAGAAGCAGUUCCUUGUUUUACUUCACAGCCGGAGCCUCCAGAAGCUACAGAAAGGGAGCACUUGUACUUUCAGUGGGAUUCCGUCACCAGUGCUACAUGUGACUGCUUCUCUGGUUGUUUGACAAUAUGUUCCUAUGAACUAAUGAGACAGCUGACUCCUGGAAGAGGGGGCGGGGUGUCCUUUAAAUCAGGAAUUCAGAAUUUACCUACUUUUCCACAUAUUCUACCUAGAACGUCUGUGGCUGCUACCUAUUUUGUGCCAAGUGCUGGCUUGGGCAGAUGCAUGCAAGCAGGCUGCCUGGCCGUGGAUAGUCUGUGUAUACCUUUCUACUCUUUAUACCACUGGCCAUCUUCUCUAGUGUUCACUAUUCCAUUGGAAGUAGACAAAAGGAAUUAGUGGGAGUCCUCAGGAAGUGAGAGUUCUGAAAAAACUACUGGAGAGUUGGCUGCCACUCAGAGGGGAAAAUGAGAAAUGACCCCAAGUUCCUCGGUGUCCAUUGGGAAACUGGAGUAAUAAAUUUGAAUAGCUACAUCAUAAUAUAAAAGAGGAAGUUUUCCCCUGUUACCAUCCACUCCAUCCUUAAUUUGCUCCAGUUUGCUCACAGAAGAACCGCAUAAGCACAAGAAACGGCCUGCUACCUCCACAUAGACAGUAAGGAGUUCGCUUAUCAUUGUACCACUGCCUUAAAUCUCCCGCACCCUAUGCUCUCCUUUUGCAAAAGUGCUAUUACUCAGCUUGAUAAAUGGAUGCAGUUGCUUGCAGCAUGCAUACAAAUCAGGCCUAUGCAGGUGUUUGCCUCUUUGGGCACUGUACCUGGGCUGAACAUUGGGGCAGUCUUGCAUACUUGGGGCCCUGUGUUUUGUUUGCAUGCAUACAUGCUAAUUGCAAGAGAAUUGCUGGUGCUCCUGCUCUCUAGAUUAUGCCAGUUCCAUCUCAUGCACCAUCUAGCUCCCAUACAGUGAAGACUGCAAUCCUUUCAGGACCCGGGGAAGUAACCCCAAAUCAAAAACUGCCUGGGUAACUUUGGACACAUAAGACAAGAAGGCCUUGCACAGCUUUGUGCCAGACUUGUACUACAGUUUAAGCCUUGGUGCCAAUAAGUGUUAUCCAGAAAGCUGUGGAGAGCCAUGAAAGCAAAGUCUUACUAAUAAUGUUCCUUACUGUGAUUGCAUUAAGAACGGAGAUCCAUCCAGUUCAUCUCGUCUCAUGGAAGUCAGAUUUGCCUUGCUUGAGGAAUCCAUCUCCUGGGCCUUGAUAUGAAACAUUUCCCAUGCAUCAUUUUGUAGGGUUUUGAAUUUUGAGAGCUCAGCAUGAAAAGUGCAAGGACAACUGCUCCUAUAGCUAGCAAACUGUAUGGCAGGCCACCAAAAUUAAGUGGUGUAAAUAAGUAAGAGGUUGAGGUGACUGGACAGAGCUCACAGUUUUGCUGACGCCAGCCUCAGUCAUGCUGAGAUAUGCAGUCUUUGGCCCCCAUUGCCAUACCUGCCCCUCUGUAAGUGGCAAUGAACUCAGGGAAGGACAGAUAGGUGAUAGAUAUUACUAACUAGCAUCAAGCCAGCAUUUGGGAUCCAUGUAUAACUGACCUAAAACUACACAAAUGAGAAUAGGAUGAUUAUUUUUUUAAUUUAGAUCCAAUGGUUUGUUUCAAGAGCAAAAUUCCUCGUGCUUCCUCUUAGCUUCCUCAGCCAGCACUAUGGUUGUAGCGUCCCUCCCUUUUUUUAAAAAAAUGUAUGCCACCAGACUGUCAUCUUCCAUCCAAAUAUGCGUGAGGUGUGGUGGGGGCUGGAUAUUUCGCAAGUCUGAUGUGUAGAUCCAAUCAUGAAGUUUAACCAAGACUCCAGAAAGCAUCCUACAUAUACAGUUCACUUAUCUCUAUAUUUAUUUUCAAAUAAAAUUAAAAGGAGACAUGCAUUCAUUUAAUAAUAAACCACCACAAGAUUGUAAUGUGAGAAUAAACAAUUAAUUAAUAAAUGGUUAAUAAAAUGUAAAUGCUGAAACAA